Messenger RNA from Anoplophora glabripennis (Asian longhorned beetle), 2825 nucleotides. RefSeq names its product CCR4-NOT transcription complex subunit 4 (gene Cnot4). Gene Ontology annotation, molecular function: RNA binding; ubiquitin-protein transferase activity; metal ion binding. Gene Ontology annotation, cellular component: CCR4-NOT complex. Gene Ontology annotation, biological process: protein ubiquitination. NCBI's taxonomy places the organism in Eukaryota, Metazoa, Arthropoda, Insecta, Coleoptera, Cerambycidae. The record is from RefSeq and is a predicted model, not a curated record. The transcript has 12 exons. The coding region runs from base 169 to 2796 and encodes 875 amino acids.
GAUUUUUUAGUGCUGUAAACGUGUCUUGACAGAAAAGGUCGUACUGCGCCGGAUUAUGCGCAUAGAUUUAAGAUCAAAGUCGCCAUAUUGCUAACUGUCUAAAUCGGAAAAUUAAGCAAGAGAGAGAGAUUUUUUGUAAGUGAUAGUACUAAAGAAGCAGGUGUCGAAAUGUCUGUUUUGAAUCAAAGUGGAGAGGAGCAAGUUGAAUGCCCAUUGUGCAUGGAACCCCUGGAGGUGGAUGAUCUGAAUUUCUUUCCGUGCACAUGUGGAUACCAGAUCUGUCGUUUCUGCUGGCACAGGAUCCGCACGGAUGAGAACGGGCUGUGUCCGGCGUGCCGCAAGGCGUAUUCCGAAAACCCCGCCGACUUCAUCCCCCUGUCGCAGGAGCAGGUGGCAAAGCUCAAGGCGGAGAAGAGGCAACGCGACCAGCAACGCAAGGCCAAGCUGACGGAGAGCCGGAAGCACCUGGCCAGCGUCAGGGUGGUGCAGAGGAACCUGGUGUUUGUGGUAGGUCUGCCUAUGAGGCUGGCCGAUCCCGAGGUGCUGAAACGGCACGAGUAUUUUGGCAAGUUCGGCAAGAUUCACAAAGUGGUCAUUAACCAGUCCACGUCGUACGCUGGGUCGCAGGGGCCCAGUGCAAGUGCCUAUGUAACUUACAUGAAGAGUGAUGACGCUUUAAGAGCCAUACAAAGUGUUAAUAAUAUAACGAUAGAUGGCAGACUGAUUAAGUCCAGUUUAGGUACCACGAAAUAUUGUUCGCACUUCAUGAAGAACCAGACGUGUCCAAAGCCUGACUGUAUGUACCUACACGACUUUGGAGACUCCGAGGCGAGCUUCACGAAAGAGCAGAUGCACGCCGGCAAGCACCAGGAGUAUGAGAAAAAGCUGCACGAGAACCUGCUGUCCCGGACCGCCAACAAUAACAACAACACAACCGGCAUGACGGCGGAUAGCAGCAAGACCAGCGCCCCCAUUCCCACCACGGGCGGCAGCAAGUCGUCUUCCAAAGAGAACGUGACGGUGCUGUCGAGCAGCGUCAGCAGCAGCAGCAGCACCACGUCCAACGUCAGCACCGGCACAAACAAGGAUGGCUGGCCGCAGCUGGAGAAGGAGAAGAGGGAGAAGGAGAAGGGGAGGAAGGGUAAGGCGAAGGGCGAGAGCAGUAUUAGGAAGGAGAGGAAGGAGGGUGCGGGCGGCGGAAAGGGGGAGUCGAGGACGGAAAAAAGUAAAACAGAUGUAAAAGAAGAUAAACCAACGUCGCCGGCCCCCACACAAACAGAAAAGGCGCCCACGCCCCCCACAGAGCCGCAUCCGCCCUCCACGUCGUCUAAACUCCCCCCCAUCAUAGACGACAACUCUAGCUUCUUCUCAUUGAACUCCUUCCAGAAAAUAGCGGCGCCCAGUCAUCCCGACGAGCAGGCGGACGUGGAGCACGCGGAUCCGGAGAGCACGCAACCCUCCUCCAUCCUCACAGACACGCUGCCCAACAUAAACACGACGGAGGACUGGGCGGCUGCGUUCGGGUUUCCAAGGCACGCGUCGGAACGUCUCGUAGAGGAGAUAGGUACCAAACAGCAGGAGGAGAUGAAGGGGCCGCUGGAUACGUUCAGGAACGGGUUCAGUUCGUUGGGCGGGCACGACAACGGGUUCAGUAAAGACCCGGAGUUGUACAAUGGGCUAUACGAGAUGUCUAAAAUGCACGAAAACAUAAUGGAUGCUCUCUCGAACAAAAGCAGCAGUUUCGGGUACAAGCAGGAACCCCAGCCGCCGGUGCCCAGCAUAUCGAACGGCCUGAACGGUCUCGAUCAGAACAUGUCGAAGUUCUUCAUGGACUUUCACAAAAACAACAAAGAAGUGACUCAGCCUCAGUAUUCGAACGGUUUCAACGGUAUCCACCAGAACUACUAUCCGGGCGUGCAAGGCGCGGCGGAUAGGAUCAUGCUUCUGCAGCAAAAACAGUUGGAGGAACAAUUACUGAACCUCAGUUUAAAACAAGGGUUCGGAGGAGGGUCGGGAUAUCAGAACGGUAUGACUCCUCAACGGUUUCUUAACGGGGACAACGGGGGGUUUGGGAAUAUACACGAGCAGUUGUACAACAGUUCUAACGUCAAACAGAGUUCGAGGAACGUGGAGGAUGAGUUGGGUUUCGACCCCUUCCAGGAGACACAGAAGGCGUUUGCCGAACUGAUGGCUAGUGAACAGAACCACAAAACGCAUAGUACAGGCCGUAGUCAAGUAAAUGGGGUGAUCCACAAUCAAAACGGGGGCCAGCUGCCCCCACCUCCCGGUUUCGUGCAGCAAAACACACACAUGAACUCUUUCGGUAGUAAAAUUUUACCUUUCUUAAAUAUGUCUAGUAGUCAACAACAAAUUAAUAGUUCAACACAAAGUAAUUGGCCUAGUAGUUUUAAUUCGCAGCUGCAGCAGCCCCCGCAGCAGCAGCAACAGAAAAACAUAAGCAACUCGUGUAACGACUGGAAGGUGUUGGACCCGGCGAUACUGUCGUCCAGCCGUCACUACCCCCUAGCGAAUAUGCCUCCGAUCAGAGACCACUAUUCGAACGUGACACAACUAGGGACACAACAACAGUUACAGAACGGGGCCCCCCUGAGGUCCUACGAGUACACAAACAACGCGUUCUCAAAUUUUACACAACAGUUACAGCCAAAUUUUAAUAAUUUUUCACAUUUGAGCUCUCCACAGAACUUGAAUUGGUUCAGUAGUGAUUUAAAUUCUCAAAUAUCUAGCCCACCAGGUUUUAGGAAUAGUCAGACAACUAAGCAGCAAGAAUGUUAGAAAGAAAAAUAAAUCAAUUUUUGAAUGUG